GAUCUCUCUCUUUUUCAUUGAUUGAUUACUGGAUCUGGUUCAAUUUGGCUUUUGGAGAUUUUUUACACUCAUCGUGCAAUCUCUCUGACUAAAAAACUAAACUUUUCCUUUUCUCCACUCAUAUAUAAAUCAACGGCGAGACAAUAUUGCUCACAUGUUUUAAAACAGAAGACAAAAACGCUUUUAAAAAAAAACUUUGUUUUGUUUCUUCCAAUUUGUCAAUCUCGGUGAAAUUAAUUACUUUUGUUUGUUUGUUACGUUACGUUACGUUAUUUAAACUAAAGAAACAACAACAAAAAAUGGGUUACGAUAUAAAUCGUUUUAAAAGUCGUUUACCAAAUGAAAUAAUAUGUGGUAUUUGUUUUGGUGUACUGGAUGAUCCACAAGAAUUAAUUGAAUGUGGUCAUAUGUUUUGUAAUAAUUGUAUAAAUCGUUGGUUAGAUGAUCCAUAUUAUAAUACACCAACAUGUCCAAUAUGUCGUCGUGAUUUUUGUUUAGAUGAUUUACGACCAUCAAUUGAUUCUAUACGAAAAUAUAUUAAUCGUUUACGUAUACGUUGUGAUUUUGAAUCGCUUGGUUGUAUUGCCGAUGUUCGUUUAGAAGAUUAUUAUCGUCAUUAUUAUCAAUGUCAAUUGAAUCCACAAAAACCAAUAAAAUGUCAUCGUGGUUGUGGUGUUUAUUUACCAUCCGAAAAAUUAUUACAACAUCAUUGUAAUUUAGAUAUGUGUCAAGAUGCUAUUGAAUGGAAUGAUAUAUUUGAAAAUGUUAAACAAGAAAUGAAACAACGUAAUUUUAAACGUUAUCAACCUAAAUAUUCAUUAAUUGGUAAUUCAUAUAAAAAAUUAUUAACAUUUUUUACAAAUUGGCUAGCUGAUCCACGUUUUGAUAAUGAUAAUGAUUGUAAUAAUAAUCAAAGUGGUAACGUCGAUGUCGAUGGUGAUUAUCAUUUUAUCGAUAAACAACAGCAACAUGCGGUUUCAUAAUCGGAAAACUUUACGAGAAAAAUUGUAGCCGAAAACUUUCUUUUUAGUAUUAUUAUCAACAUUUUCUUUCAAACCUGAAAAACCGAAAGAAAUUUUCCCCCCGGAAAUUUCGAUUAUCUUAAUUAAUUAAUUAUUUUUACAAAAAGAAUCUGAAUUUGUAUUUAUUUUGAGUAUUAUUUUUUUC
This is a messenger RNA of Dermatophagoides pteronyssinus (European house dust mite), 1167 nucleotides long. Its product is annotated as E3 ubiquitin-protein ligase NRDP1-like. Gene Ontology annotation, cellular component: plasma membrane signaling receptor complex. Lineage: Eukaryota; Metazoa; Arthropoda; Arachnida; Sarcoptiformes; Pyroglyphidae. Gene Ontology annotation, biological process: regulation of canonical NF-kappaB signal transduction. The record is from RefSeq and is a predicted model, not a curated record.